GCGGCGGCUCCUUUAGGCAGCUGAAGGGGGAUUUAGGCCCGGAAGAUCCGAGUCCAUCCGCGGCGGGGAGAGCGUGAGCGGGGCCGGCAGGGGCCGGAGCAGCGGCGGCGGCGCUCGGACUGUCCCAUCCGCCCCGUAUUGAGGCGCUGAGAGCGACGGGGCAACCGGAAAGCGAUGGUGAAAGCGGGGCCGUGAGGGGGGCGGAGCCGGACCGGACCCGCAGUAGCGGCAGCAGCGGCGCCGCCUCCCGGAGCGCAGACCCAGGAACGCGGCCGGGCGGGGCGGGCAGCAGCGAGCCGCACCGCCGCCAUGGAGCUGAGGGUCGGGAACAGGUACCGGCUGGGCCGCAAGAUCGGCAGCGGCUCCUUCGGAGACAUCUAUCUCGGUACGGAUAUUGCUGCAGGAGAAGAAGUUGCCAUCAAGCUUGAAUGUGUCAAAACCAAACAUCCUCAGCUCCACAUUGAGAGCAAGAUCUACAAAAUGAUGCAGGGAGGAGUGGGCAUCCCCACCAUCAGAUGGUGUGGGGCUGAGGGGGACUACAAUGUCAUGGUGAUGGAGCUACUGGGACCGAGCCUAGAAGACCUCUUCAACUUCUGUUCAAGGAAGUUUAGUCUGAAAACUGUCCUGUUGCUUGCUGACCAAAUGAUAAGUCGUAUUGAGUACAUUCAUUCGAAGAAUUUCAUUCAUCGAGAUGUGAAGCCAGAUAACUUCCUCAUGGGGCUGGGAAAGAAAGGCAACCUGGUCUACAUCAUUGACUUUGGUCUGGCCAAGAAGUACCGGGAUGCCCGCACCCACCAGCAUAUCCCCUAUCGAGAGAACAAGAACCUCACAGGGACAGCACGCUAUGCCUCCAUCAACACACAUCUUGGCAUUGAACAAUCUCGAAGGGAUGACUUGGAGUCUCUGGGGUACGUGCUGAUGUACUUCAACCUGGGCUCUCUCCCCUGGCAGGGGCUGAAGGCCGCCACCAAGAGGCAGAAGUACGAGAGGAUCAGUGAGAAGAAGAUGUCCACCCCCAUCGAAGUGCUGUGCAAGGGCUAUCCUUCUGAAUUUGCCACGUACCUGAAUUUCUGCCGUUCCUUACGUUUUGAUGACAAACCUGAUUACUCCUACCUGAGACAGCUCUUCAGAAAUCUGUUCCAUCGCCAGGGCUUCUCCUACGACUAUGUGUUCGACUGGAACAUGCUCAAAUUUGGUGCCAGCCGAGCUGCAGACGAUGCUGAGCGGGAACGCCGGGACCGAGAGGAGCGCUUAAGACACUCCCGGAAUCCAGCCACCCGUGGCCUCCCUUCUACAGCUUCCGGCCGUCUGCGGGGAACCCAGGAAGUGGCUCCCCCAACGCCCCUUACCCCUACCUCACACACGGCCAACACCUCUCCUAGGCCCGUCUCUGGCAUGGAACGAGAACGGAAAGUGAGCAUGCGACUGCACCGUGGGGCACCAGUCAACGUUUCCUCGUCUGAUCUCACGGGCCGACAAGAUACCUCUCGCAUGUCCACCUCACAGAAUAGCAUUCCUUUCGAACACCACGGCAAGUAGCUGCUCGUCUCCAUCGGAAGGCAGCACUGGAUUCCCGGUCGGGUGGCUUCCAGUGGUCUUCAGUCUGUCGUGCACCGAUGAGAACUCUCCUUUUUGCUGUGAAGGGCAGACAAUGCAUGGCUGAUCUACUCUGUUACCAAUGGCUUUACUAGUGACACGCCCCCCGGUCUAAACCCGAAAUGUUAACGCCGGGAGCUCUUCAGGCCACUCACCCAGCGACGCUCAUGGGGAAUCAAACACAAACUAAAUGGACAGGCUCCAAGAGCUGCCACCGCCAGGGGCUGCCACCGCCAGGGGCUGCCACCACGGCCCCAUGGGAGCUCAGUUACCAUGGGGCUGGAAUGAAGAGCAGAGGCUGGGAGAGCAUUGCAGAGAGAACCCGACUCCCUGUGAAGAGCUCUCCGCUCCCGCCAGUGGUGGAGGACCUGCACUCCCUGCGAUCCCACUGCAGCUGCCAGUCUUCUACUUGGUUAAGACAGUUUUGUAUCAUUUUGCUAAAAAUUACUGGCUUAAAUCUGUGUAAAGAAA
Molecule: messenger RNA, 2067 nt
Organism: Arvicola amphibius (Eurasian water vole)
Lineage: Eukaryota; Metazoa; Chordata; Mammalia; Rodentia; Cricetidae
Gene: Csnk1d
Product: casein kinase 1 delta
Exons: 10
Coding region: 310-1539 (409 amino acids)
Biological process (GO): non-motile cilium assembly; endocytosis; positive regulation of canonical Wnt signaling pathway
Cellular component (GO): nucleus; cytoplasm; spindle microtubule
Molecular function (GO): ATP binding; protein serine/threonine kinase activity
Source: RefSeq, a predicted model, not a curated record